CAGCAGCAGCAGGAGGAGGAGGAGGAGGAGGCAGGCAGGGGCUUGGCCAGAGACCCCCGCCGCCAAUGAGGGGGAAGGAGUGGAGGAGGAGGAGGAGGCUCCAGCAGCCCAGGGAAGAAGGAGCGCCAGAGGCGUCGCCGCUUUCGGAAGAGGAGGACACAGAAGGCGCGGCCUCCUCCGGGAACCUCACCUCCCUUCAGACAGAUAGUGGCUGGAUGUUGUUUUUUUUAAAUCAGCAUUUUAUGUGUGACAAGAAGUGAUGGAAGCUACAGAUAUGACUGAAGAAAAGCUUUGUUUGAAGGAACAGUUUUAAUAGUUACUGUAUGCAGGUUGUUGAAUGUCACAACUUUCUUUUUUCAUCAAGGAUUUGAAUGUUGAUGAAGCAAAUGGGUAAUCUUUAGAGCCCUAAGCCAAACAUACAAGGAAUACACUGUUGUUGUUUCCAUACCACAAAGAACACAAAAAGCAGAAAGUAAUAAAAGCAGGACUCAAGUUCUUAUCACAAAGAGCUUAGAAAUGACAUUCAGCCAGGAAAAGUCUAAUGGAGGUUGAAGUGAGAAAUUAUGAUUGCAACUGGGGGAGUCAUAACAGGACUGGCUGCCUUAAAGCGGCAGGACUCUGCCAGAUCCCAGCAUCAUCUGAACCUGACAUCAUCACCAGCUGCUGAAGAGCAAAAGCCAGUGAAGCGUCGCCCUCGGGCAGAUGUUGUUGUGGUCCGUGGCAAAAUUCGACUGUAUUCCCCAUCAGGAUUCUUCCUUGUUCUAGGAGUGCUCAUUUCAUUCCUAGGGAUUGGUAUGGCCAUUCUUGGGUAUUGGCCCCAAAAAGAUCUUCUUCUUGCAUCUGAAGAUGGCUUGUCACUCAAUGAGACCCAAGGCAUAGAAAAAGAAAAUGGCAUUAUAAUUCGUUUCCUUGAACAGCAUUUACAUUCUGAUAAGAUGAAAAUGUUGGGGCCUUUCACUAUGGGCAUUGGAAUCUUUAUCUUUAUUUGUGCAAAUGCAAUGCUCCAUGAAAAUCGUGACAAAGAGACAAAGAUCAUACACAUGAGAGACAUCUAUUCCACUGUCAUUGACAUACAUACUCUGAGGAUCAAUGAACAAAAGCAGCUGAAUGGUGCCUACACUGGCUUCGUGGGAGAGAAUGAACCUAAGCACAGUGGAAGUUCUUGUGCAUCGCGCCUAGCUGCAAAUACAAUUGCACCUUUCUCAGGCUUUGCAAGCAACUUACAUGUGGAUUGCAGUGUUGAAGAGGAUGACAUAUCUGUAAACGAUAGCAAACAUUCCACUAGUCUUUUUCCACCUUUGCUGACUGAGCGCUCUGGUUCAGUCUUUGGCCUUUACCCUCACUCUGGGAAAGCAAAGGAUGACAGAAGUAGCGGCUCUCUAAAAUGUGAAACAAAAUCAAUUGUCUCAUCCUCCAUUAAUGCUUUCACAUUACCUGUAAUUAAACUAAAUAACUGUGUUAUUGAUGAGCCAAGUAUAGACAACAUCACGGAAGAUUCUGUGAGUACUAGGGGUAGGCCUAAAAAUUUGUCCAUGGAUUCUUUAGCUGUCCCAUUGACUGAUGCCAAUGACAGCUACAAACCUGCUGGUGCACUGAUACCAAGAAAUAAUUUAUAUGGAGAUUCUACAUCCAAUCAGUUCAAAUCAUCUAUGACUCUAGGACCCAUUGCUGGAAAGCUUUUAUCACCUGGUGCAGCCAGAAAACAGUUUGGGUCUAACACCUCAUUGCAUCUUUUGUCUGCACAUUCAAAAUCCCUAGAUUUAGAUAGGGGCCCUUCUACUCUCACUGUACAAGUUGAACAAAGAAAACAUCCAAGUUGGCCAAGACUAGACCGUAGCAAUAGUAAAGGUUAUAUGAAACUAGAAAACAAAGAAGACCCAAUGGACAGGCUCCUUGUGCCAUCUGCCACAGUCAAAAAGGAUUUUACUAAUAAAGAAAAGCUUCUUAUGAUUUCCAGAUCUCAUAAUAAUUUGAGCUUUGAACAUGAUGAGUUUUUGAGUAACAAUCUAAAGCGUGGAACCUCUGAGACAAGGUUUUAACAGUUAGGUGACUACAGUCAAUGUAUUUGCCAGUUUUUUUUUUUUUUUUAAUCAAAAUGAAAUCAUUUUGACAUAAUUUUAGCCAGGUGUCCUUUGUUUAUGUUUCUUGCUUUGUUUCCAAUAUAAGUCUGUUUUUUAAAAACACCAAAUAUUUCCAUCAGAUGAAAAUUGAUUUGUGUUAGCAAUGGUUAUUUUUCACCUUUGCCAACUGUUUAAUGUCAAGAAGCUUGUUCACCAAAACACUGUAUGGGCAGAAUGCUGAUUGGAUGGUGUUUGUGCUAGAUGGGAACAGGAUGGUGGAUUGAGAAUGGACUUCUUAAUUUACAACUGCAAUACUGUGCAUUAUCAUUGCUUGGCAUAUUUAGGUGCCUCACAUCAAUUUCUUACCAGCCAUUGCUCUUUUGUUUCUAUAUAAGCAUGCUGUCUUUCAUUGCUAAGAGUAAAGAGCUGACUGAAUAAAGAUGAAAAUUCAAAUCCAUCAGUAAUGGCCACAUUUUAACAUUGGUGUAUUUAAGUAUUUAACUAAAGAUGAAGAUGAAUGCAGAGUUUGUAGUAGAGCCAAAUUUAGCCCCUAGGUUGAAGCAGCUGUUUGGCUGUUUUUCAUUUUGAAAGAAAGAUCCACUCUUCUAUUU
Sceloporus undulatus (fence lizard) is the source of this 2671-nucleotide messenger RNA. It is a transcript of the gene TMEM200A, whose product is annotated as transmembrane protein 200A. Lineage: Eukaryota; Metazoa; Chordata; Lepidosauria; Squamata; Phrynosomatidae. Bases 564 to 2039 code for a protein of 491 amino acids. The record is from RefSeq and is a predicted model, not a curated record. The transcript has 4 exons.